AAAGACGAAAACGGAAACCUAAAAGCCUAUCCUCUUACAUGAAGAACUUUGGAAUUUAGCUAUUGUGAGCACGAAUUUAUUUUAAAUAAUUGCAUUAUUGUAUCUCAAUAUUCCAAGUAUUUUGACUGUAUGGUUGUGUACCUGAGGGAAAUUUAAUUGAAGCUCCAUAGAAAUUCACUCCUGAAGAGGACCAAACCCUGAGUCAGAAGUUCAGAAAGUUGGAAUAGGUGAACAUCACAGCAAAGUAGUACAGAACUGUGUUGGAACAUCUUCCCCAUUAGAAAUGGAGGACAAACCAGAGUGUUCACCAAGUCAUACCUGCCUGGGAGAGCCACCUGUAGGCAGUAAUGUCAAUGCUCCAUGCCUUGUUGUUGACACCAAAGUUGAGGGUAAAGCUGGGAAAAAGAAAAAAAAGAAUAAAAAGAGACAAGAGACAAGCGGACAUGGUGCCCGCCAAAUGAAAACACUUACUUCUCUUGAAAACACCUCUCAUCAAGAGAAAACCCAGAGUGCACAGCAAACUUCAGUUCGGUCCACCUGCGACCAGUCAACUCAGACAGAGUCUCCCCUGCCCCAAUCUGUCCAAAUGGAGUCAAACCAAAUCACUCCAAUACAGUGUAUACACUCGCUGUCAACAGAAUCCAAGUCAACCCAGACAUGCGAGACCAGUUUUCCCUUUCACCAUGCAUACCUGGGAAAAUCUCUCACAGAUCAGUCCAUUGAUGAACAGGCAACCCAGUCCAACUCUUCAAGCAAACAGCUGACUGUGAUCAACUGGAAUGUAGAUGGCCUGACUACCAAAAAUGUUUUUGCUCGAGCCAAAGGCCUGUUGUCAUACUUAGGAAAGUACCGUGCAGAUGUGGUACUGCUGCAAGAGCUGAUUCCUCCUUGUUUGAAGGUUUUACAGAACGUUAUGAAAGAUUAUGAGUUUGUGCUAGCAAAUGACGAGGGCUAUUUCACUGGCAUUUUGCUCAGAAAGGACAGGGUGCAAUUCCUCCAGAGCAACAUUGUGAAGUAUCCCACCACAGAGAUGGGUAGUAAUCUGCAAAUAGCAAGCGUGAGCUUUUUAGGCCAUCCACUGUGCUUUAUGACAUCUCACCUUGAAAGCUGUAAAUCUGGCUCACAAGAACGCUUGAAUCAACUGCGCAGAGUUUGGAAAUGGAUAAAAGAGGCUCCACAGGAGCAGACAGUUAUUUUUGGAGGAGAUACCAACCUUAGGGAUUGGGAGGUGAAGAAGCUUGGUGGACUCCCAGAUGGUAUCUCUGAUGUUUGGGAAAUGCUGGGGGAGCCGGAGGAAUGCAGAUACACCUGGGACACGUCUAUCAAUGAUAACUAUAAAAUCCCUAAUUCUAUACGCCUACGAUUUGAUCGAGUUUUCCUCAGGACAGCCACAGAGGGUGCCCAGCUACAGCCAGAAAGCAUGGCCCUGAUAGGCCUGGAGAAGCUGAAGUGUGACUAUUUUAUCAGCGAUCACUGGGGCAUCCUUUGUACAUUUUCAUUUGGGACAUCAUAAGAACAUUGUCAACAACUGAUUUUCUUUUUAUGGCCUGCAUUUGAUUUUACAACUAAAAUGAUAAAUAAUGAUCUCUGGACUGUAAUUGAAAUGUUCAAUCAUAGUGUAAACCGUUGGCAUAUGAACCAGUUAUACACUGUUUUUAUGACUGUAUAUCCAGUAACAUCUGUAAAAAACUUAAUGUAUAGGUUUUGCUUCUUGUACAGUACUGUUAGGCCUAUUUAAUAUUUGAAAUCCACAGUUUUCGUCCUUUAAUUCUCCACUAGAUGAAACUCUAGAACAGCCUAUGAUUCUCAUUCAAUCUGUAGGGAAUAUCAACCACAGGCAUCCCUGAACAGGGGAUUGAUAGUAUUUAUUUUGUUAAUUUAUUUUUAAUUCAUUAUUUUCAGGGCUUUAGAAUAGAGUAAUUCCUUAAAGUGAACUACAUCACAUAUAUGAUUAUUUCUAAUGCAUGGCCUGGGUUGGGGAGUAACGGAAUACAUGUAACAGGAUUACGUAUUUAAAAUACAAAAUAUAAGUAACUGUAUUCCACUACAGUUACAGUUUAAAUCAUUGGUAAUUAGAAUACAGUUACAUUCAAAAAGUAUUUUGAUUACUGAAGAGAUUACUUUGCAUUUUAUUUUCAUUUGUUUCAUUUAAUAUUUUGUCCUUUCAGAUGGAAAACAUUUAUACAUAUAAAUGAUGCGAUCCAAAGUGCAUUUGAACAGCAGUGAAACACUUUCUUAUGAUGUGUUACAUUCAUACGAGCAGACAAAGAAGAAAGUUUGAAGUAAGUUUGGAGCAGAAGAAAUAGAAAUAAACCUUGUGUAAAUUGUCAGCUUUAUGCUAAGCUAAAACGCUAUUUCUAGCCAUUUUACAUGCACGUUACCAGGCACUAUUAUAUUUUUUUAUCAAGAAAAUUCACGUUAGAUAAAAAAAAAAAAAUUCUAGUAAGACCUCUGAUAUAAAGGAAAAAAAUCAUAUUCUUGAUAAUAAUUUUUGUAUUGUUUUCCUGUAAAAAUAUCUAAAAAUCCUUAAGAUCAAUUUUAUUGAUCUCGUUUUAGAAACAACACUGCAUAAGAUAUUUAGAUUGUUCAGAGAAUGUAUUUUUAACAUGUGUAUUUUGUCUUACUGUACUGGCAGAUUUUUAUAGUCAAAACAAGUGAAAAAAAUCUACCAGUGCUGAAGAAGUAAUCCAAAGUAUUUAGAAUACGUUACUGACCUUGAGUAAUUUAAUGAAAUAUGUUACAAAUGACAUUUUACAGCAUGUAUUCUGUAAUCUGUAGUGGAAUACAUUUCAAAAGUAACCCUCCCAACCCUUAAAGGUUAAGCUUAAAGGUUUUUGUCUUGACAUGAAUACUGAAAAUGCAGCAAAGGUAUAAACCACAGAUUUAGGAUUACUGCCUCUUGUAGUUUUUAAACCGUUUUAAUUCAAGAUCAUUGCAACACAUCGUUUACAUAAAUGGUCACUGCACUUCAGUGCAAAAUAAUGCUGAGAUUUACGACUGCAUGUGUUGAUGCAGUACACAUACAAUAACUGGGUGACAUUGAGCAAUCAGAUAUAAAUUAAUGGAAAGGAAUAAAUUCUUUGGUAAGGAACUGGCAAACAUGGCUUGUUUUUACUUGGAGAAAUUAUUUGCAGCACAUUUUAUCCCCUGUUAACGCCAAACAGAAUUGAAAUGUGCCAUUACAUUUAGAAGCAAAUUUAGAAAGAUGGCAGGCUGACAACAAGAAUUAUUAUUUGUCAUUGGCAUAGUUUCAUGAAUGGGAUUAACUAAAAACCAUUUACCAAGAAAUACAGUCCUCAUCAUGGUUAACUGGAUGGGCCCUGUGCUUCUAGUGAGAAAUAUACAGUAUAGCCUACUGUAUUUAGAAUGUUCC
Myxocyprinus asiaticus (Chinese sucker) is the source of this 3373-nucleotide messenger RNA. It is a transcript of the gene tdp2a, whose product is annotated as tyrosyl-DNA phosphodiesterase 2. NCBI's taxonomy places the organism in Eukaryota, Metazoa, Chordata, Actinopteri, Cypriniformes, Catostomidae. The transcript is spliced from 8 exons. Gene Ontology annotation, molecular function: single-stranded DNA binding; 5'-tyrosyl-DNA phosphodiesterase activity. Gene Ontology annotation, cellular component: cytoplasm; PML body. The coding region runs from base 284 to 1513 and encodes 409 amino acids. Gene Ontology annotation, biological process: double-strand break repair. The record is from RefSeq and is a predicted model, not a curated record.